GAAGAAGACACGGGAAAAGAAGAAGAAGCAUGCUGGAAUUUUCCCUGUUUAUUUUUGAAGGCUAAGUGAAACUACUUAAAUAAUAAAACAUACAUUAUAUUAACAGUCUACUUUCAUCUGAAGGAUAUGCAACGCGAUCUUUGAGGCAUGAAGAAUUGACAUCGUUGUUUGGGUUUUCCCUGAGCUGAGGCCUCGAAGAAAACUUAAUAAAAAUAACAUAAAAAUAAAUAAACUUUAAGACGAAAGUUAAACGCAUCAUUCAACAUGUCAUAUCGGCGGGGUCAAAGGUCAAUCAGAGAACAAUACGAGGAGCAAUUCUCCCCUGAUAAAAGAGAGGUGACGGUUCAUCGAGUGGUCAAUAUUGUGGAAAAGAGGAAAUUGGGACCUCGGCCAGGCUUGGAGUACGACAGAGAGUUUAAUGACCCCCAGUGGUAUGGCGGUCCUCAACAUUACCAGGAGGCAAGGGGAUAUUAUAGUGAGGACGGUUAUCCACCAAACGAUGAGCAAUUCUUUGAUGAAAAACCCUACUAUGUCAAUUUUCAGAGGAAUUCAUCACAGCAGCAAAUUGGGGGCCCAUACUCCCAAAAAGGUUUUGGGAAAGAUGACUUGAGACAUCAAUUAAGCUCGAGGAAAGGCAACAGAAGUCAUAGUCAUUUCCAUAAGAGAGGAUGUCGACCAGGCUAUGCUCAAAGAGAUGACCGGGAUGACUUUAGGGCCAAUAAGUCAUUAGUAAUUACCCGCGAACGCUCUCCUAUAAAGAAGGAGGCCCCCUCAACUCCUGCUACAAGCAGAAACUUCUCUCCUGACAGAGAAAAAAGCUGCAACUACCAGCAGGCUCAGCAGAAGCAGAAGUCCAGUGCAGAGACCAGCCAAUCUGCCAGCAGCUCCAUUACAGAUUCUCCUCACAGUUCUUCAAAGGACCAAACUUCAGCAUCUGUGGCAGAGUCAGAGGAGGUGGCGGCUGCCAGCGCGGAGCCAAAAUUGACACCAGAGGAGGACUUAAAGGCUCGCCGCUUGGAGGCCAUUAAGGCAAAAGCAGUGGAAAUCGAGAAGCAUUACAAGCAGGACUGUGAAACUUUCCGCACAGUGGUGAAGAUGCUCAUCGAUAAGGAGCCCGGUUUGGAAAAUAGCCUGGAAGCUCCUCUGGCUAAAAACCUGGUGGAAAUCAAACAGCACUGCCUGGAUGCCCUGAAAGGCUUCAUAUCAGAGCUGGAUGAGAUCUUGGAGCAGCCAGAAAGCUCGUCUUAAGCCGAACAUCAGUCCGCUUUGACAGUGACAAUGAGGACUCCUAUCACCUUACUACUCAAAGGAAGUAAACCAAUCUUUGGUUUACGAGCUGUUCAUUAUUGUAUAUAGUUCUUUACAUAAGAGAAAAAGACCAAAUAAACAUUUUAUCUAAGAUUCUCUACUGAUAUUUCAUAGUUUUGCAUUGUAUUUCUUUGUGUCACAUUCAGCUUGUAACAUCUUGGCAAGUCAAAACCCCAGUCUGAUGAAAAUGAUGUUUUUGUUUUUUACAUGUUCUUGUAGCAAUUUUCUGAUGAUGAUGGACACGUAUAAAGAAAAUGUAUCCUAAAAUGGCAUUUCUAAGUAUUUCUUUUUCUCAAAUUGUUGGGAAUCCGAAGCAGAUACAAAACUACCAUUGGAAAAAGCUUGUUAAUGUGUUGUACAAGUUACUACAGCAAGCUCCCUGCUCCGCUCCAUUCCAAUGCAUCCACUUGUAUAUAACUAGAUCCAUUUACGUCUUUGUUUUCCCUGUCCGAGCUGGCAUCUGGAUCAAAACUGCACCGGCAAUGCUAGCUUGGGGAUGUGAGGGGCUCUAAUGUUGCAGAAGAGCACGUAAGCAGAAAGACAAAAUGGAAAUGGGGGGGGGGGGGCUUACUCCACGCCAAUAGUCCUGCCCACAACUCUAUUCUACGAAUUUCUAAUUUACUACUGCAGCUCUGCAGAAACUUUCCUUGAAAAUAGUUUUGUUUUUUUAUUUGACUAAAAAUGGCUCAAUCGUAAUUGAAAGACCACUGGAAAUACUUUGAAAAUCGAUCAAACUUUUGACACAAGUAUUAACUAAACUGUAUCCAACAGUGUGAUCUAGAGGUCGUGAUUACAUAAUUCUGCUUGUGAGUUUCAAUCUUUAUAUUCAAAGUGUAUUAUUUUAGAAAUAAAACAUUGCACCAGAAAA
Molecule: messenger RNA, 2176 nt
Organism: Oryzias latipes (Japanese medaka)
Lineage: Eukaryota; Metazoa; Chordata; Actinopteri; Beloniformes; Adrianichthyidae
Biological process (GO): protein localization to heterochromatin; negative regulation of DNA-templated transcription; negative regulation of gene expression, epigenetic
Cellular component (GO): nucleoplasm
Source: RefSeq, a predicted model, not a curated record